Messenger RNA from Ziziphus jujuba (common jujube), 435 nucleotides. RefSeq lists its product as uncharacterized. Bases 1 to 435 code for a protein of 144 amino acids. The transcript has a single exon. The record is from RefSeq and is a predicted model, not a curated record. Lineage: Eukaryota; Viridiplantae; Streptophyta; Magnoliopsida; Rosales; Rhamnaceae.
AUGGAGUUACUUCCCAAAUCAUCUUAUGGAAACUUGAAGAGAUAUUGGCGAAGAAGACGAUACCAACGACUUGAAGACACAACACGAAGCCGGAAGAAUUCUAAGGUCACAAAGUUUGGAGGAGGCCCAAAUCCAAAAAGGAAAUGGAAGAUAAAAGCUCUGCCAAAGCUGAGAAUUUUGAGGAGGCCAUUUAGAUCACCAUUGAAGCUUCUGACAAAGAUUAAGAACGCUUAUAUGGACAUGAUGAUCCAUUUGGCAGGGAACGUAGGGUCGUUGAAUACAAGCAAAACAUUUGGAGGAAAAAGAAUACCAAAAGCUAGGCAAGUUGAGGCUGUAGUUUAUUCAAGCCGUGAAGUGGAAGAAAGAUUAGUUUUAGAGAUAUAUAAAGCUCUUGCAGCUUCUCGUGCUGGUCAUGAAUUAACCGCCCCAAAUUAA